Messenger RNA from Penicillium angulare, 1155 nucleotides. Its product is annotated as mitochondrial 37S ribosomal protein mS38. The transcript has 2 exons. Gene Ontology annotation, biological process: mRNA processing. Gene Ontology annotation, cellular component: mitochondrion. NCBI's taxonomy places the organism in Eukaryota, Fungi, Ascomycota, Eurotiomycetes, Eurotiales, Aspergillaceae. The record is from RefSeq and is a predicted model, not a curated record. The coding region runs from base 1 to 1155 and encodes 384 amino acids.
AUGAUCAGAGACGCCGACUUCCGGUCCGAUGAUUUCGCCUCCGAUUCAAAGUCAUCUCCAACAUCUCCCCAGCCGCUGGGUCUCACCUCAACCAUGUUGUCGACAUCUAUAUGCCGGGCCGCAUGGGCGCCUCUCACUGGCGCCUCUCGAACCGCCCAGAGCAUUCCCUCCGCCGGCCUCCUCGGCGCAACUCGCCAUCUCCACCAGCGUCGGUAUUCCUCAUCCUCCUCCAAACCACCAGUCCCUCCUAGUGAUGGCUCGCGCCGCUUGGAUACCUCCACUCCUGCAAAGAGUGUGAACUCCUCAAGCGAGAAGAGUAAAUCCACCCGUCGCCGGGGCAAGGAAAGCGGUGCCCGCAGCGGUUCUUCCAAGUCCAGCCAGCAGGAUACUGCGUUUUCCAAGCUUCCCAGUGUUCCCUCGACACAACAUCGCCAACCGCAUGAUGUUCACGUUGCCUCGUUCUUCUCCAUUCACCGCCCCAUCUCCGUGACCACCACGGUCCCCCCACUCUCAACCCCCGAAGCCUUCGAAGCGAUCUUCUCCAAGAGACUCCUAAAGAACGAGCCCGAAGAUGUCAUCUUCACUCUCUCCAACACAGCUCAGUCCCUCGAAAACUCCGCAAAUGGCAUGUCCGAACCCGAAGAGCAGCUCGGCCAGUUACACGGCCGCUUCACCAGCGACGUCAACGGUGAUCUCCAGAUGCUCGACGGCCCCGACGCUCGUAUGUCCGUUGAGGAAUUCACUCGUCGUCUUCGCCCCUUCCACCCUCCCCCACCUCCUGUCCCCAUGGACAUGAACGCUCAACCUGAGACCGAGAUCAUGGAGUCUCAAGAGGCUCAGGAUCAACGGGAAGCCACUUACUCCACUGUCCUGACUAUUCGGGAGUCUCGUACCGCAGACGGCCGUAAGACCUACGAGGCCUCUACUGGUCCCUUCGUCCGUGACGAGAUGGAAGCUCCUGGUCUGCACGAGGAACUUACCAUUGACGCUCCCAGCUCCACCACGGGCAUGACAUAUAUGGAGCGUAUCCGUGACAACAGGACUAUGCAUGCUCUUAGCACUAAGAGACGCCGCAAGGCUAAGAUGAAGAAGCACAAGUUCAAGAAGCUGAUGCGGAGAACACGCACGCUCCGCCGUAAGCUUGAUAAGGCUUAG